Molecule: messenger RNA, 674 nt
Organism: Nicotiana attenuata
Lineage: Eukaryota; Viridiplantae; Streptophyta; Magnoliopsida; Solanales; Solanaceae
Product: heavy metal-associated isoprenylated plant protein 39-like
Exons: 3
Coding region: 78-467 (129 amino acids)
Molecular function (GO): metal ion binding
Source: RefSeq, a predicted model, not a curated record
GUUCUCAAAUAAUUAAUUUAAUUGUUGAUUUCUUACAAAUUCUAAGUAUUCUAGCCUAGAAACUGUAUUAAAGUAAAAUGAAGAAAGUUGUUUUGAAAUUAGAGGUAUAUGAUGACAAAGGGAAACAAAAGGCUAUGAAAGCUGUCUCUACUCUCUCAGGGAUUGAAAAUCUAUCAAUUGAUAUGAAAGAGAAGAAAUUAACAAUAGUAGGAGAUAUUGAUCCAGUUGAAGUGGUGAGAAAAUUGAAGAAAACAUGGCAUCCAGAAAUAUUAACAGUAGGGCCAGCAAAAGAGCCAGAAAAUAACAAAAAUGAUCAAAGUGGGAACAAAAAUGGAGGAAACAAAAAAGAAGAGAGUGAUCAAGUUUCAGAACUUGUAAAACUUUACAAGAAUUAUAAUCCUGAUAUGACACAACAUUAUAGGGUCUAUAGUAUAGAGGAAAAUCCAAAUGCUUGUGUUAUUUGUUAAUUAAUUUAAUGUAUAUAAAAAGAACGUUCCCAUUGGUCAAGGGCAUCCCGAUAUAUAAGGCGUUCCGCUUUUACGUAGGGUUCGAGGAAGGGUCGCACCCGGAGGGGUGUAGUGUAGAUAAUCUAUCAUAAUGUAAGUAUUAAUGACUGCUUUUACGACUCAAACCCGUAACCAAUAGGUUACGCGAUUACAAUUUUACUGUUGCUC